Messenger RNA from Penicillium canariense, 798 nucleotides. RefSeq names its product biliverdin-producing heme oxygenase. Gene Ontology annotation, molecular function: heme oxygenase (decyclizing) activity. Lineage: Eukaryota; Fungi; Ascomycota; Eurotiomycetes; Eurotiales; Aspergillaceae. The record is from RefSeq and is a predicted model, not a curated record. The transcript has 2 exons. Bases 1 to 798 code for a protein of 265 amino acids. Gene Ontology annotation, biological process: heme oxidation.
AUGACCACCGAUGACCUGCUCUCGAAGCUGCGCACGGCCAUAAAAGGACCACAUGCGUCAAUCCACAGACUGAACCUCGCGCGCAUCGCGCUCUGCCUGCCGCCGCGCGUAGAUGGAGUUGGUCUCUAUGCGCUGGGGCUGUCGCGGUAUGCGGAGUUGUUUUAUGAGGUUGAGGCGGCGUGGGCUUCAUUAAUCGGGGACCCCGGGGAUAUUACGUAUCAACAAGCCGAGAUCAUCGGCCAAGAGCAGGGGGGAUUGGAUCCCAAAACCCGCGUCCAGACUUUGCUGCGCCGAUUAUAUAUGCCGGAGCUACAGCGCACGCGGGCGCUGAAGACUGAUCUGCAGUUUUUGCGAGCCCUGGAUGUGACUAGAAAUCCGGACAUUUGGGAGUCUAUCAAUGACUGGAAUGCGGGACGUCAAGUCAGGCAGGAGAUCCAUCGGCGCAUUCUAGAUAAACCACAUAUCCUUGUCGCGUAUAUCUGGAUCAUGUACUCGUCCAUGCUCUACGGUGGACGGGUAAUCCGCGCGCAACUCCUCAAGGCUGGUCCGGAUUUCUGGGGGUUGUCGGCGGCGGAAUUAAGUCCUCAUCGGAGGACGCCGUGUCCCUUAUCAUUUUGGCAGAUUGAUGACGACGUGGGCGUCAAAGUCAAGUUCCGUGUCCGCGUUGCUGAGGUGGAACAGUUCUUGAGCUCUCGAGAACAGCAGGAUAUCUUCGAGGAGGCGAGGGCGAUAUUCGGCAUGUUUGAGAUGCUCACGAGGAGCUUGGAUGAGGAGGCAAAACGUAUCAAUGCUGCCUAA